AUGAAUGCCGUGACUUUGAGGAGUGGAAAGCAGUUAGAAGAUCCUCCCGUAAGGGAUCCAUCAAGGGAGGUUGUUGAAGAGGUAGUCACAAAUGAGAAGGCGGUUGAUAGUAGUGUGAUUGAGGAAGAGCCAAAGGCAUCAAUUCCACCACCACUUGCUCCAUAUGUGCCACAAGUUCCUUUUCCACAAAGGUUGGCUCAAGCUAAGUUAGAGAAAAUGUAUGGAAAAUUUCUUGAUAUUCUGAAAAAGCUUCACAUCAACAUUCCAUUCUUAGAUGCAAUAUCCGAGAUGCCAUCUUAUGAAAAAUUUUUAAAGGAUAUGCUCUCUAACAAGAAGAAGCUAGAGGAGAAUGCUAUGGUUACGUUGAUUGCAGAGUGUAGUGCGAUUUUGCAAAACACACUUCCUAAGAAACUAGGCGAUCCGAGUAGCUACUUAAUUCCGGUGAAACUUGGAGACAUAGAGAUCAACAGGGCACUAUGUGAUCUUGGUGCAAGUGUGAGUCUUAUGCCGCUCUCUAUUUAUGUUCCUCUUCGCGUGGGAAAAUUCUUUAUUCCAUGCGACUUUGUUGUGAUUGAGAUGGAAGAGGAUGCACAUGUUCCUAUUAUUCUUGGUAGACCAUUCUUAGCCACUGCAGGAGCAAUCAUUGAUAUGAAGAAUGGCAAAAUCACUUUUGAGGUAGUAGGCGACGAGAAAAUGGAGUAUUCACUCUUGAAUGCUAUGGGAACUCCUUCCAUGGGAGAGACUAUUUGUCAAGUGGAUGUCCUUGAUGAUUUACAACGUGAACAAUUUCCCUUGAUCAAAACGGAUGAUGCACUUGAAAUGAUGUUAUUGGGGAGUGCCAAUGAUGAAGAUUGGGAAACAAGGGAGUACACACGGCUACUUGAGGAAGCAAAAGUCAAUCCAAUCACCGACUCCAGUUAA
Molecule: messenger RNA, 921 nt
Organism: Chenopodium quinoa (quinoa)
Lineage: Eukaryota; Viridiplantae; Streptophyta; Magnoliopsida; Caryophyllales; Amaranthaceae
Exons: 2
Coding region: 1-921 (306 amino acids)
Source: RefSeq, a predicted model, not a curated record